CUUGGCUCACUAACUGCUCGAUCUGAAAUUCAGACUACACUCACUAUACUCACACGAUCCAGGAUUUCUGUGCAUCAUCUUCCUGUAUUUCAUCGGGGCCUAAUUUUAAACAACAGGCUCUCGACAUAGAUAGAUUUGUAAACCAACCCGAUCAGGCUGUUUUAUUCGAUCUAUCAGUUGGAUACACUAUCGAUUAUAAUAUCGAGAAUUCAGCUUUUAUUUCACGAUAGGAAAAGGAAAACAACAUUAGCAGGCUCGCUAACUAGGUUGACUACUUAGUUCCGGUUACUAGUUAGCUAACUAGCAAGCGGCACCUUAAAAUAGAAGAAAAGUAUCCAUUCUCCGAUUUCAAAGAGGAAUUAAAAAGGGGGGGGACUUCAUUAACUAACUAACUAACUAACUAACUAACUAUGACUUGACUAGUCUGGAUCUGUGCAAGCUCGCUAGCGGAUUGAACAAGUUAGCUGAUCUGGCACUGGACUUCGGACAGAAAAACAACACCGAUGUCACUUUUGAUUGGAUCCUUAAGAGCCGUGAACUCGUAAAUUAUUCGAGGAUUGAACAUGACAACGCGGAAUCCGAUGCUAUCGGUCAUCGAGCACUCAUCUAGACAGGCUCACUCCGACUCUAAGGCCGGCGGUCGCUCCAACAUGCCGCACGGCCGCAACUCGCUGGCCACCGCAGCCGACGAGCAGCCUCACGUCGGCAAAUACCGGCUGCUGAAGACCAUCGGAAAGGGAAAUUUCGCAAAGGUCAAACUGGCUCGGCAUGUUCUCACGGGCAAAGAGGUGGCUGUCAAAAUCAUAGACAAGACCCAGCUCAACUCCUCCAGUCUCCAGAAGCUCUUUCGGGAAGUGAGGAUCAUGAAGCUGUUGAAUCACCCAAAUAUUGUGAAAUUGUUUGAGGUGAUUGAAACCGAGAAGACACUUUAUCUGGUUAUGGAGUACGCCAGCGGAGGAGAGGUGUUUGAUUACCUGGUCGCCCAUGGCAGAAUGAAAGAGAAAGAAGCCAGAGCCAAAUUCAGACAGAUUGUGUCAGCAGUGCAGUACUGUCACCAGAAGUGCAUCGUUCACAGAGACCUUAAAGCUGAAAACCUGCUUCUGGACGCAGACAUGAACAUAAAGAUCGCCGAUUUUGGCUUCAGUAAUGAGUUCACUCUGGGCAACAAGCUGGACACGUUUUGUGGCAGCCCACCGUACGCGGCUCCAGAGCUCUUCCAGGGAAAGAAGUACGAUGGGCCGGAAGUGGACGUGUGGAGUUUGGGAGUCAUCCUGUACACGCUGGUCAGCGGCUCGCUGCCUUUCGACGGACAGAACCUGAAGGAGCUGCGUGAACGUGUUUUAAGAGGAAAAUACAGAAUCCCGUUCUACAUGUCCACCGACUGUGAGAACUUGCUGAAGAAAUUUCUUAUCCUCAACCCCACCAAGCGAGGAAGCCUUGAGCAGAUCAUGAAGGACCGAUGGAUGAAUGUGGGCUAUGAGGAGGAGGAGCUGAUGCCUUACGUUGAGCCGCAGCCCGACUACAAGGACCCCAAGAGGACAGGUCAGCACCCCGGCAGUGCAGGGGGUUGGAAGAGAGAUAUCAUGUUACAAAUGGGAUACGCUCAAGAUGAAAUACAGGACUCGCUUGUCAACCAGAAGUAUGAUGAAAUCAUGGCAACUUACCUAUUACUGGACUAUAGGAAUUCAGAGCUGGACGAACUCUCGAUAAAGCCCCGCCCAAGCAUCGACCUCACAAACAAUGCCCAGUCACCUUCUCACAAGGUACAACGCAGUACCUCCAACCAGAAGCCGCGCCGAUCCACAGACCAAAGUUUGUCCGUGUCGGUUAAGCGCACUCAGGGCGACAGUAAGCACAUCGCUGAAGAAUACGGCAGGAAAAGCUCAGGCAGCUCAGCUAAAGUUCCUCCAAGCCCGCUUACUACAACCGACCGAAAGAAAACCCCGACCCCGUCCACCAACAGCAUCCUUUCAACUGGUACGAGUCGUGGCCGAAGCUCUCCAGGUCCUGAGAGAUCCACUCUGGGGGUGCAGAAUGGCAAGGACAGCUUGAGCACACCAGGGUCCCGCGCCUCUACCGCCUCGGCAGCUGCUGUUCUAACUUCCUCUUCUUCCUCCCGCUCCCGCCACCACAAGUCCCUGUCCACCUCGGCCCACCCCAACUCCCCAGACCUCCAUGCACAUCGGCCCAGCAGCGUUACACAACGAGUUCCAGUGGUGUCUCCGUCAACCAACAACAUAAGCAACUCCACGGUAGCAGACCGCACCAACUUCCCCAGAGGGGUGACGAGCAGAAGCACUUUCCACGCGGGCCAACAGAGAGCCUCACGCGACCAGCACACCUCCACCUACAACGGGCCACCAGCCUCCCCGUCGCUCUCUCACGGGAACAGCCAGGUCCGUCGCACCGGUACUGGCAUCUUCAGCAAAUUCACCUCCAAAUUUGUGCGCAGAAAUCUCUCAUUCCGAUUCCCCAGAAGGAGUCCGUAUGAGGGCGAGGGUCGAGAUGAGGCCAGCAGACCCAUGUUGAGCACUGCAGAAAAGAUGGAGAAAGGCACCCACGGAUCAGCGGGGGAUGAGAACAGGGACUCCGUGUCAUCCUCGUCUCCUGUGUCCAGCACGCCCUCGUCCACCCAGUCGUCCAAGGACAUCAAGCCGCGUUCGCUGCGCUUCACCUGGAGCAUGAAGACCACCUCGUCCAUGGAGCCCAACGAGAUGAUGAAGGAGAUCCGGAAGGUUCUGGACUCCAACAGCUGCGAUUAUGAGCUGCGCGAGCGCUUCAUGCUGCUCUGCAAGUCAGGGAAUCCUCCAUGUGACGACUACGUUCAGUGGGAGAUGGAGGUGUGCAAGCUGCCCCGCCUCUCCCUCAACGGCGUGCGCUUCAAACGCAUCUCGGGCACCUCCAUCGCCUUCAAGAACAUCGCCUCCAAGAUUGCCAACGAGCUGAAGCUGUGAGGAAUCGAAACAUGAUUUGGGGACGAAGCUAAUACCGAAUUAUGUGCAGAAGUGAGAGCUGUAGCCCAGAUGUGCGUUAAGGAGAAAAUGGACAAAAAGUGGCGCCAUCAGAAGCAGGGACAGUGACGAGUUUAAAGACUGUAAAUGAAGCAGGAUGCUUAGCACAGAUUGGUGGGGGAGGUCGGUGUGUGUAUGGAUGUUUUGAGGGCCCCCUUGAUGUUUUUUUUUGUUUGUUUUUUUUUGUUUUUUUUUCCUUCUUCUUAUUUUAUUUUAUUUUUUUGUGGGAGCUGUUUCCUUGGUUUGGGUUUUCUGUCCCCACAUCGCCCCCCAGCCCCCUCAGUCCCCCCCACCUGUAUUUUGUUGUCAUCUUUUAUUUGUGUUUCCAGUUUUGUGGUUUUUCCUUGCUCCUCAGAGUCUUUUCUGUUUAAACAGUAUAGUGAUGGAGGAAGGACGUUUAUUGAUGUAAUUAUUGAACUGAAAAGUGUUUGCUGGUGAUUCUUAUACUACAAACUUGAACCAGCAACCGUCUCAACACGCUGUAAUCCCCCCCUCCCCCCUCCCCAAUCCCACACGUUACUUGAUUUUGUUACUUCCAGUUCCAGAGUACUGGUUAUGAACAGAGAGGUAGGUUGGUGGUUUUGACACUGAAUGUACAGCACGAUUAGUGAUGGGUAACUGAGACUGAAGUACUACGCACAUUUAGUUAGAGCCAUAGUGAAAUUUGAAUCUUUACUCAUCUUGCUGUGGUUCACAUUCUCAGCCUCCACACUCAACGUGUACAUCACAGUAACGUGUCUCUAACGUAUCUGAUCCGAAAAUGGAAGUGCAGACUUGAACCCUCAGUGCUCUGGAGGUGAAUCACCUCUCUGCACUCUAAGCCCAGACAAUUAGGUUUUUUUCUCUUCCUGCUGCACGGGUUAUAUGUCAAAAACUAAUUAAGGGCCAAUUAAGUCAUUAUUGGUGGAUUGUAGUGUAAUUAAGAGUUGCUGGUUGGUUUCAAUGUGCUGCACUGGAAUGAGUCUGUGUUUUGUUGCCUUUUUUUUUCUGGAGAAGAUUAUAUUAUAAAAAUAAAAAAGUUGGAUGAUU
Messenger RNA from Hemibagrus wyckioides, 4040 nucleotides. RefSeq names its product MAP/microtubule affinity-regulating kinase 2a (gene mark2a). The coding region runs from base 564 to 2954 and encodes 796 amino acids. The record is from RefSeq and is a predicted model, not a curated record. NCBI's taxonomy places the organism in Eukaryota, Metazoa, Chordata, Actinopteri, Siluriformes, Bagridae. Gene Ontology annotation, biological process: protein phosphorylation; microtubule cytoskeleton organization; intracellular signal transduction. Gene Ontology annotation, molecular function: protein serine/threonine kinase activity; ATP binding; tau-protein kinase activity. Gene Ontology annotation, cellular component: cytoplasm. The transcript is spliced from 19 exons.